UCUUGUCCUGCAAAUAUGCAUUCAGAAUGGGCUGAGAAGAGCCACAGAAGGUUUCCCGUCACCUAAUCUUUGCUUUCUUAUUCCAUCAAAGCCUAUAUUCUAGGGUUUGCAAUUUCUUAAACCUUCCCUUCUUUAUUACUCAAAUUGCUUUGCUUUUUGUGGCGUCUGCCUUAGUUGUAGAAUUGUUUAAGAAGAGAAUUAUAUUGUAUUAAAAGACUUUUUAAUUUUCAAGUUAUCAGUGCACUCUUCCAUUUUUGGCUUUCACCUGCAAUUUACGUUCCUCUUUGUUCUGAUAUUUCCCGUUUCUGGGUUUUCUUCAAAAUAGGAAAUUAUUUGUCCUUUCACGGGAAAGCUUUGUUUCUUUUUCUACUUUGUGUUUUGAACCCCUAUUCUCUAUUUGGGAUGCCAAAACCUACCGAACCUGAAGGUAGGUCUGAAUCUGAUAAAAAUUUAUUCAAGAUCCGCACUUUUUUCCUGUUCUGGCCACAACUAAUAAACCCCAUAUACCGUCCCACCAAUGUAAUUGUUCCCAUGAAGAGGUCAUUCAGACCCUGGUUAAGUAUUCUAAUGCUUGUUGCGUUGACUGCAACCUUAGGCUGUCGGAUUGCCGGUGACCGCCGCGGUGUCUUCACUGUUUCAGCUCCGAUGGAGUCAAGCAGGACCCUAAUCCAACGACCACCAAUCCAAAUUUUUAACUCCACUUUGCUUAAGUUUGCGUCUGUUGAUUUAGGUGAAGAAAAAUUCAAGCUUGAAACGAAGCAGCUGUUGGAAAAGGACUUUGCUAGUCUAGGACAGCAUAGGAACUUUGCAACUUCGAGGAGGUUCGGUCGUCCUGAUGUCAAUUCCAGAAAUUCUAAAGUCUCUAAUGGAUUAUCGGUAAUGCUCAGGUCCCCCAAAUUUUAUCGGCAUUGGUUAGAUUUUAGGAGGAUUUUACAGCUUUGGGCAAGAAAAAAGAUGUUUCAACCUGAUAUCAUGAUGGAUUUGGUUAGAUUAGUGAAGGUCCCCAUGGAUAUCUACCAUGGUUUAAUGAGCUCUGAUAAAAAAUAUAAAUCUUGUGCUGUUGUGGGGAAUAGUGGGAUAUUAUUGAAAAGUGAUUAUGGGGCAUUGAUUGAUAGCCACGAGGUUGUGAUUAGAUUGAAUAAUGCUAUAAUCGAGAAGUUCGAAAAGAAUGUGGGAUCAAAAACAAGUAUUUCCUUUGUAAAUAGCAAUAUACUGCACCUUUGUGCUAGGAAGGAAGGUUGUUUUUGCCAUCCCUAUGGAGGGGAUGUUCCUAUGAUUAUGUACAUUUGCCAACAGGUUCAUUUCAUGGACUAUUUGGUCUGCAAUUCGUCUCACAAGGCACCUUUAUUGAUUACAGAUCCACGUUUCGAUAUCUUAUGUGCUAGGAUAGUGAAGUAUUAUUCGGCCAAACGAUUCGUGGAGGUUUCAGGGAAGGCAUUGGAACAAUGGGGGUCUACUCAUGAUGGUUCUAUGUUCCAUUAUUCCUCUGGAAUGCAAGCUGUUAUGCUAGCAUUGGGAAUUUGUGACGAAGUUAGUGUAUUUGGCUUUGGCAAAUCAACUUCUGCCAAGCAUCACUAUCAUACUAAUCAGAAGUCCGAGCUACGGUUGCAUGACUAUGAAGCGGAGUAUGCGUUCUAUCACGAUCUGGUUAAGAAUCCGCAUGCAAUACCGUUCAUUUCAGAUAAGUUCAGGUUCCCUCAUGUGCUGAUCUAUCGAUGAUUUUUGUCGGGAUAUGCAUUCUGUCAUGAUCAGGUAAAGGAUCUGAUGGCAGUACUAUUUGUUUUGGACAUGCACAGGUUCCCUCCUUUGACCCAUCUAUCUUGUACUUCGCUCUUUUGGUCCGUCCAGGUUACAUUGUUGUAUUCGUGUUGUAUCAGCUAGUUUCCACUAAGACUGUCAAAAGGAAACACUACUGCUGAA
Molecule: messenger RNA, 1920 nt
Organism: Hibiscus syriacus
Lineage: Eukaryota; Viridiplantae; Streptophyta; Magnoliopsida; Malvales; Malvaceae
Product: beta-1,6-galactosyltransferase GALT29A-like
Exons: 1
Coding region: 403-1719 (438 amino acids)
Molecular function (GO): sialyltransferase activity
Source: RefSeq, a predicted model, not a curated record